GGGAAAAGCAGACAUUUCCACACCCGGGCACGGCCAUGGAGUCAGUAGGAGUGCUCCUCUUGUCCUUUUCUUUGCUGAUGGCGUUGGGCUCCGCAGCUUCCAAAGCGGCGGAGGAAGACCCCGAGUUUUGGAGGUCGCAGGCCAAGAAGUCUUUGCAGGCUGCCCUGGACAGGGAGUUAAACACCAACGUGGCCAAGAAUAUUCUGUUUUUCUUAGGAGACGGUAUGGGAAUCACAACUUACACAGCUGCUCGUAUCCUCAAGGGACAGCUUCAGAAUAAGACAGGCGAGGAGACAGUCAUGACCAUGGACACCUUUCCCUAUGCGGGCUUAGCUAAGACCUACAGCGUAGACUUCCAGAUUCCAGACAGUGCAGCCACAGCCACGGCCUACCUGUGCGGUGUGAAGACCAACCUGAACACUGUAGGCGUCAGCGCGGCAACAAAGAACGGAGUCUGCAAGUCUCAGAAAGGCAACGAGGUCACAUCCAUUCUGAAAUGGGCCAAAGAUGCCGGGAAGUCUGUUGGCAUCGUGACAACCACGCGGGUCCAGCAUGCCACUCCGGCGACCACCUAUGCCCACAGUGCCAGCAGGAAGUGGUACAGUGAUGCGGACAUGCCCGCCUCCGCCAAGAGAGAGGGCUGUACAGACAUUGCCUCUCAACUCCUCAGCAACACAGACAUAGAUGUGAUUAUUGGUGGCGGUAGAAAAUACAUGACCCCCAAGGGCACCAGGGACCCGGAGUACCCACGGGACUUUUCCUCCAGAGGCAAGAGAGAGGAUGGACGCAACCUCAUCAAGGAGUGGCAGAGCAUGAAAGCCGGGAAGGUAGCCCAUUAUGUGUGGAACAAAACUGAUUUCGAUGCGGUCGACCCUGAAACCACGGACUACCUCAUGGCUUUGUUUGAGCCUGGUGACCUGCGAUAUGAUGUGGAGAGAGACCCCAGCAUGGACCCGUCCAUCAUCGAGACCACUGAGAAGGCCAUCCGCAUCCUACGCAGAAACCCCAAGGGCUUCUUCCUACUGGUGGAGGGGGGCCGUAUCGACCAGGGUCACCAUGCCGGCCGGGCAUUCAUGGCACUGCACGAAACGGUGGCCCUCGACAAUGCCGUGGCCAAGGGCCUCGAGUUGACCAGAGAGGACGAGACUCUCACUGUGAUCAUGGCUGACCACUCACACCCUUUUAUACACAAUGGCUACCCCUUUAGAGGACAGAGCAUCUUCGGUAAGUCUCCUCUGUGGGCCCUGGACAUGCUUCCCUAUACCACCCUGAUGUACGGCAAUGGACCCGGGUACAAAACCAUCAAUGGCAAACGCCCCGACAUCCGCCACGUUGACACAAAGACUAAAGACUAUGUUCAGCUAUCUGCGGCACCCAUGGAGUCGGCCACACACAGCGGAGAGGAUGUGCCAGUGCUGGCCCGCGGUCCCAUGUCCCAUCUCUUCCACGGGGUCCAAGACCAGAACUACAUCGCCCAUGCUAUGGCAUAUGCCGCCUGCGUGGGCCAGGAUCUGAGGCACUGCCAGACCCCCCCGAAAACCAACAUCGAGUCUUGGACCAGCACUAGCAGCGAUAAGAACAGUGCCGAGGCAUUUCGGGCUGGAGGAGCUUUUGGUUCGGCGACGGCAGCGCUACUGACAGCUCUGCUGGCCAUGAUGCUGCACUGACAUGUCUAGUCAUCACUUUGAGAGAGUACAUUCAUAUUUGAAAAGGCUAGCUACCUUUCCCAAAACACUACGGCAAAGGGUGAUUUUGCUGUCAAUGAAAACACCAAAUGACAUUGAUUAUCUUAGACCGUGUCAGUUGGAUUUUUUUUUUGGUUUACCUCAGAACCCCAAGAAAAAACCAUGGUCUAAUUAAGACCAGAGAAGAAGAUAAGUGGAAAUUGACUCCCAUUUCUCCAUUUCCACCACUUAGCAACAAGUCUCCUGUGAUCUCCUCUUCCAAUAUCCGCAGCGCUAAUUGAGUUUCACUGGUGUCCCUGUUUGAUGGCAUUAGUACAGCGGGACAUUAAUAAUGCAAAAUAUUUAAAGAUCACUUAUUUUUUUUGUUUUACAGUGACAGCUUAUGGUAAUUAGUUGGGACAUCUGUUAGUUAUUUUGAUCUUAUUAAACCUGAG
Messenger RNA from Lampris incognitus (smalleye Pacific opah), 2119 nucleotides. It is a transcript of the gene alp3, whose product is annotated as alkaline phosphatase 3. Gene Ontology annotation, biological process: dephosphorylation. Gene Ontology annotation, molecular function: alkaline phosphatase activity. The transcript is spliced from 11 exons. Gene Ontology annotation, cellular component: plasma membrane. The record is from RefSeq and is a predicted model, not a curated record. Lineage: Eukaryota; Metazoa; Chordata; Actinopteri; Lampriformes; Lampridae. The coding region runs from base 36 to 1667 and encodes 543 amino acids.